Messenger RNA from Cottoperca gobio, 1519 nucleotides. RefSeq names its product gap junction beta-6 protein-like. The record is from RefSeq and is a predicted model, not a curated record. Lineage: Eukaryota; Metazoa; Chordata; Actinopteri; Perciformes; Bovichtidae. Gene Ontology annotation, molecular function: gap junction channel activity. The transcript has 7 exons. Bases 160 to 843 code for a protein of 227 amino acids. Gene Ontology annotation, cellular component: connexin complex. Gene Ontology annotation, biological process: cell-cell signaling; gap junction-mediated intercellular transport.
GUGAGGUUUUAUUAUGAAAGUCCUAACAGGAAGUCUCCUCAUAUUGUUCUGGCUGACUUGAGCCUGGAGGCGCAACUUUGAUUUCAUUCAAAGGAAGGAGGAGCUGCAGGAUCAUGAGGAAUAUUUUCCAGCAAACCACCUGACUCUGCAGACACAAGGAUGUCUUGGCCUGUUCUGUACGCUCAGUUAGUCGGGGCAAACCGUCACUCCACCAGCCUGGGUAAAGUCUGGCUCUCCGUGCUCUUUAUUUUCCGGGUCAUGGUUCUGGUUGUUGCUGCGGAGAGCGUCUGGGGGGACGAGCAGUCGGACUUCACCUGCAACACACUACAGCCCGGCUGUGAAAACGUCUGCUAUGAUCAGUUCUUCCCUGUCUCCCACAUCCGUCUAUGGUGUCUUCAGCUUGUCUUUGUCUCCACACCAACGCUCCUGGUCGCGAUGUAUGUGUCCUAUCGGAACCACAGCGAUAAGAAGAGACUCCUACAGAGUUCUGGUAGAGCUGGUCUCCUCAGCAACAAAGGGCAGGAGGAAGAUUUGGAGACUUUAAAGAAACGGAGACUCCCAGUAGCUGGCGCCCUCUGGUGGACGUACGCCUGCAGUCUGGUGUUCAGGCUGCUGUUUGAAGGCGGCUUCAUGUAUGCCCUAUACGUGGUAUACGAUGGUUUCCAGAUGCCACGGCUGGUGCAGUGUGACCAGUGGCCGUGUCCUAACCUGGUGGACUGCUUCAUCUCGCGCCCCACCGAGAAAACCAUCUUCACUGUUUUCAUGGCCACUGCCUCCUCUAUCUGCAUGGUCCUUAACAUGGCUGAACUGUCAUAUCUGGUUGCCAAGGCUGUCACUAGGUAGAGGCAUUAAUCAGUCAGGAGUCUCUGUGGCCAGAAGGAGAGGAAAACAUGCAGAAAAUCGAGCAGAGUGAAGACGCAGAAUAAGACGAACCAGAAGUUACUCGUCUCAGCCUGAGGAAGCAGCAACAAGGUGGACGGUACAUGCAGAAGAAAGACUGUCCAAAGACUUUACAGCUGAAUACUUGCAAGUGUUACUCAUGUGAAUGACCCAAAACAUGUGUAAAUACAACUCAAAAGUGUAUAUUUUCUAUGAUACCUAAGGUGUUAAAGUGUAACAUUCAAGUGGUGGAGAGGAUAGAAGUCAAACCUGUAUUUUUACAUGAUACUGUCUGAGAUUCUACGUCAAUACUUAGAUUUGUUGAAUAUAAAUGCACUCACCAUUUCCUACUUUAUGUAGCACAAAUAAAGUUUUACCUUUUAUGUUGGUUACUAAUUGCAUGAUGAUAAUAAUAAUAAUAAUGACUAUCUCUGGGAUUACUUUGUUGCAAAUAACUUGCAUCCCACAGGAAAUAGAUUCAUACCAUCGGAAGCAUACAAUGCAUUAAACCAAGUGAUUCAUGAAGUCAUGAAACAGUUUUGACAAAAGAAAAGAGUGAACAGAACAACAUGUAUUCUCAUUUACAACAGAUGCAUCAAGUGAUCUUCUAUAUUGACCUCUGUUGACCUCUGCUGGUGGC